UUUGACUGUUUGUGAAUCAAUCGCGGCGAGUGACAGCUGUUUUUCUUCGUCAUUUUCUGUCCAGGAUCAAUCAGUGUUGAUUGUGAGUGAAAAGUUUAGUAGAAAAAUCUGUUUUAUUCGUUUUAAAAGCUUAUUUCUGUUCAGAAAAGUAUUUCCACAGUUGCAUGAAUCCCGUGUGCCAAUUUUGAACAUUACGCCCGAAAGAUUGGUAAAGUUUAAAUUGUACAAUUUCCCGAUUCUUCGAUAGGGAAAUUUUGUUGGCUUUCUUUUUUACUGCUGGCUGCUGCUGCUGUUAACAACAACAAUAACAAGGCCGUUUUAGCAUAAUUUUUCUACGAGCUAUGAAAUAGGACGACAUUAGUCAGUAAAAGUCGUGUUGACAAAUCGUGUUGUGCGAUUCAAACAUCGAAAUACCUAUUAUUGGUCACGGCGAUAGUUUCGAGGUCACAAUGGAUCCCAAGCAGAUAACUGCGUUGGCAAAGCUUCUGAAGGACAGUGGCGAUAAGGUGUUAAACUGUGAAUACAAGCUGUCUCUGUCAGGAUCCCUAUUGCGUGCACUGAACGACGCAUUCAGUUUGAUAGUGGACAAAAAUGAGACAUUACCGCCUCAGAGUUUUCAAGUGGUGAAACCCCACAAUGCCAAAUCGGACGUGUUCCGGGACAUUCAGUUUAUCUACGAUUUUGUUCAGAAAACUAUUAUUUUGAGUUUGAAUCAAUUCAUCAAUGACGACCCGUACGAGUUCGAAGUGGACAUCAGUAAGUUCAGAAGCCUUAGAAAGUUGGAGAUUCAGAAAAUCCCCAUCAACCAGAUAAUCGGGAUUCAGCAAAUGAGAUCCCAGCUCAACGAAAUCGUAUGCAUACGCAGUAUAUCGCAUGUGAAGGAUGUGAUAACUGCCUGCGGAGGAGACAAUAGCAACGGUUUCACUUGGAACGAACUGAAAGCUGCCAAUUUUUCCUACAACAUGUUGCAUCACAUCGAUAGCUCUCUAGAGUUCACACCGUGGCUGGAAAACUUGAAUCUGAGCCAUAACCAAAUAGUAAGUGUGUCGGCGAUCAAGUGGCUUCCAAAUCUGCGUGUGCUCAAUCUUAGCUACAACAGACUGAACCAUAUUCCCUCGUUUCACGUGGAUGCGGUGCGAAAGAUACACGUGUUUCACAUAUCCAAUAAUUUUAUAGAGGAUCUUUCGGGUAUUUCGCGCCUAUUGUGUCUGAGUGAGCUGGAUGCCUCCGGCAACUGCAUCGUAGAUCAUACGGCACUGUUACCCGUUAGCACUUUGGCUUCUUUAUGCUUCCUGAACUUGAAGGACAACCCGUUGGCAUGCCAUCCUAAGCAUAGGCAAGCAACGGCUCGGUAUCUAAAUAAGAAUACUUCCACUUCGAAGUUUGUUCUGGACGAUGAACCGCUGUCCAAGUAUGAGAAAACGCUGACUGGAAACUACGACAGCUAUCAUGCCAUUUUGGCUCCGAGGCUUCCGGGAAGUGUAGCCUCAAGUGGUCUUAACACACCGGCCACGAGAAGCGCGAUAAAUACUCCAACCGGAAGCGUGUCGUCUAAGAGCAGUUUUCGAAUGGAUCCUGGAGAUGAGAUGAGUUCAUCGAUAAUUAGCCAGAAAAGAAUCAAGGUGCGUCGUGCAAUCAUAAGCGAAGGUGAUUCCAAUGAAUCAAAUCCGAAAGAAGAUGUCAAACGGGAAGUGGGCACUGCAGACAGUAGUCUGGAAACCAGCCGUGACCAUUUGGAAACAAAAAAACAAAUCGAGAGUCUUCGCAAACAGUACGGUAGUGAAUGGCUCCAAAGACAAGCUGGUAGUAUGGUAAAGAACGUUAUCGGAUUUGAUCCCUCCGUUGAUAAGCAAUAUGAAAGUGUAUUGUACUAUGAGGGUGAUAGGAAAGCGAGAACGACGGAAUCGACUUCGUCCGUUGCCAAAACUAUUCCCGUGGAUACAACUGUAGCUAGUUGCAGUACGAACGAUAGCAUAAAAACUUCGACGCCCGUUGAUCGGGAUUCUUCAACGCUGAUGGAACCGUGUGAAUCACCCAUAAAGUCCCAAGGAGGACGUCGUUCUGAAGGAGUGGCUAGCGAAGCUGAUUUCAAAAGCGUCAUCCCCGAUGAAGACUCUUCAAACUAUCAGUCGGUGUCAGAUGUGACCCCGGGUAAUGCGUCGCAUUCAUUGAUACUAAAUGAUAUUUACGGCAAUCCCGUAGAGGAAGAGCUAGAAUCAAUCGAGGAAGAAAAUGAGAGAUCCUACAUUGUGUACCGGAUGGGAGAUCCAAAGGAGAUUAUUCUCGUUGUGUCAGAUGCUAGCAUUCGAGAGAAAGAUGGCGACAAAACCAAAACGAGAUGGGGCAUCUCAUCCCUCGAGGCAUGCGAGCGGCCGACUUCCACCAGCAUCACACUGCUGUUCGGUACGAUCAAGAAGGAUAAGAAAACGCGCACAUACGAAAUGGACGAACCCAACUGUCAAGAGCUGGAAUCUUUUCUGCGGGGUAUUUUGUCCAAGCGACCACUGUCGGAGAUGAAUCAAAAGCUGUUCGAUUGUGUUGUUUGCAAAGCAAGGUUCUCCAGGGAAGUAAACUUCUCGAAAGUCAUUGACAAUUUGCAAUGCCCCGAAUGUAGUCAACCGUUUUGCGUUGAAAUAUCAGAAUCACCUGCCAAAUGGAUUCCGACUGACCAGAGCAAAAGGGAUGGCGGAGCUUCAGCGCUACCACCGGAAACGACAGCCGAGCUGACCGCACCAGGUCCAUCUGGUUUGGGUGCCAUAUUGAAGCAAAGCGAGUCUAGGGCCAGUAUCGCACUGCCGGAUGCAUGGAAAUCACCGGUGAAAAAUAAACCGAGAUCAACUGGUUCUCUGAACGAUUCAUCCUCAUGUUCUCGUAUCUCGCAACCGAGUAGCUCAUGUGAUUCGAAUCGAAGCGUGGCUGGAAGUACCAACUCGGAACGUGAUCGGGACGUGGACCUUAUUGGCAAUGAUAGCGACAUAGAAGUCCUUAGCAACCCUAGUCAAAGCAGUAUCGAAGUACUGGACAGAGGAUUUCAUCCGAGUAGAAAGCACUCAGAGGAAAGAAAAAACCUCCAGUUAUCCGGAUUGGACGAUGACAGUCUCAAGAACAUAUCAACGACACUCAUCAAUCAAGAAACUUCAACCCAUGAUCUCAAUGCGAAAGUGGAGGAUAGCUUUAAUAAAAUAAUAAAAAUCGAAGACGCUCCAGCGACUGAAAAAGAGUGCGGGUCGACACCGAAACCGAACCUAUCCCACAAGAAAUCGUUUUUGACGGCGGCUAACCUCACCGAGAGCAGUUCAUCCGGAUCGGUGACGGACAGUGUUUGCACGGCGUAUGAAUCGAAUCAAGAUCCUAAGCAAAGCAGCACAUCGGAUGAGGUCGGUGAAGGCGAAAAGUCCAAGAAAGAAUCCCUUUCCGCCAAACCUGGACUUGAUUCUCCGGCAGCUAAGUCGGAAAAUUCUGUCAUCAGCACUGUACUGGGUGGACUGUUCCAGUCCACUAACAUGUUGAUGUCCAAAACACCAAAACCCAACAAACCGGACCCGAGCACCAAUUUACCGUUUGAACCCAUCAAAUAUUCAUACACAGACUACUCCAAUGUUGACCACAGAUUGAAGUUGUACCUCUACCAGAACCUUUUCGAAGAUACGAACGAAUCCCUGAAGUGGCUCGUUUCAUGUGUAAUCUUCGACGAAAAUCAACUCGAUAAGUGGCCAACGGGUUUCGACGGAUUGUUCAUUAUGUCAACAACUAAGUUUUAUGUGAUGAAAAAGACCGCCGCUGAAAAUGAUGAUCCAUCAAGUUGGAUGAAGAAACAUCUGUCCGGCACUAUUGAUCGUGUUGGAAUUGCCCAGGUGCUUCCGUGGAAAAUCGGCAUGAAGUUCGUCAUCAGUGCAGUAGGAGGAAUUCACAUAAUCCUCCAGGACAUUUUAAGGACGGACUGUUUGAUUUUAUUUUUUGCAGAAAACCCGCUUUCGGAAUAUUGUACGUUUGACUACCAGCCGUCGGAGUUGUUGACCAACAAGCUGAGUAAAGCGACCGGUGGCGAAAUGGUUAAAAUCCUAAUGGUCAUCAACUUCUGCGAAGUGCUCUCCGAUGAUGUGUUGCACAGUGUGCAAUUAUGCACACUGUUGCUCACAGAUAGUCAGCUCUAUCUCGCACCGGACAUAAAAUGGUUGAACGAAAACAGCAAAUACCAAAUCGAAUCUAAAUAUUCCCAGCUGAUGUCGAAUCUCAUCGAGCUGGAAGACAUCCACAGUCUUUCGUGUCGUCUCAAUUUCAUCGACGAAAAGGAAGAUAAGUAUGAAACAUGGCGAAUCGAUUUUGCCACAGCCACCGCCAAAGAAAGUGCCGUUUCGACGAUAUGUAACUCUUGGCAAAAGAUCUUUGGAGUGCCUUUGAUUAAUCCCAGCGGGAAUAGCAGCAGCAAUAACAACAAUAGUAGCAUAGUCUCCCACACCAGUCAGAUAAACGAUAGUAAAUUAAUAACGAAUAUUUCCAAUUGAUGUAAGUUCCCACCGUCCUCAUAUAAUUUUACAUCAAAUGAGUUAGGCUUACAAUGGAUAAGUUUGAAAACAAUUGUAUCAUAAUUUGCGUGUUAUUAGUUUGUGACAUAGUUUUGCAUACUUUAGAACGUGAUAUUAGGUCUAACUAAAAAGUUUUACCAAUUAUUUUUCAUUAGUGUUGUCACCCGUGUAGUAAGAUAUUUAUACCAACUUUUUUAUCCAAUUAUGUACUAUAUAACAAAGAAAAUGUGAUCGUAAUAGACAGUCUCAAUUUACAUUAAAAUAUAAUAAUUGGCUACCUGAUCAUGAAUAAAUUUUAGUACGUCCUGAAGCGAA
This is a messenger RNA of Aedes albopictus (Asian tiger mosquito), 4841 nucleotides long. Its product is annotated as serine/threonine-protein kinase 11-interacting protein. Bases 450 to 4505 code for a protein of 1351 amino acids. Lineage: Eukaryota; Metazoa; Arthropoda; Insecta; Diptera; Culicidae. Gene Ontology annotation, molecular function: protein binding. Gene Ontology annotation, cellular component: cytoplasm. The record is from RefSeq and is a predicted model, not a curated record. The transcript has 14 exons.